UUUCACUUUCACAUUCCAGCGAAUUCUUAAAACUCGUCCCCAAUUUCUCCGCUUAUUAGCGUUGCCUGGAAGCGUUUUUUUUUUCUUUGUAGAAUAAAGUAGAUUUUUUUUUUAAUUUGACGGGGAAAAAAAACAAACAAACUAUGACCAUGGGUGCUGCAGACAAGAGGGAGGAAGUGAUUCAAGCAUGGUACAUGGAUGAUAGUGAUGAAGAUCAGAGGCUUCCCCAUCACCGUGAACCUAAGGAAUAUGUAUCCUUGGAUAAACUUUCUGAGCUUGGAGUACUCAGCUGGCGAUUGGAUGCUGAUAACUAUGAAAAUGAUGAAGAGUUGAAGAAAAUUCGUGAAGAACGAGGUUACUCCUACAUGGACUUCUGUGAGGUUUGCCCUGAGAAGCUUCCAAAUUAUGAGGAGAAGAUAAAAAAUUUCUUUGAAGAACAUCUUCAUACUGAUGAGGAGAUCCGUUACUGUGUGGCAGGAAGUGGUUAUUUUGAUGUACGGGAUCACAAUGAUAAAUGGAUUCGCGUGUGGGUGAAGAAAGGAGGCAUGAUAGUUUUACCUGCUGGAAUUUAUCAUCGCUUUACUCUGGAUACAGACAACUAUAUUAAGGCAAUGCGGCUCUUUGUUGGUGAUCCAAUUUGGACUCCGUACAAUCGUCCGCACGAUCAUCUUCCUGCAAGGAAGGAGUAUAUCGAGAACUUUUUGCAGGAGGAAGGUGGUGGCCAAGCCGUUGAUGCUGCCGCAUAAAAUCAGCAUUCAUCUCUGGUAUCGUGUCUUAUAAAAUAUGAAACCCCGGAUUUGCGGUAAUAAAUAAGUCUAGGCUUGUCUGCUUGCGAUGUGUGGAUAUGGAUCGUUAUGGUUGUUGCUUGCUAUAUAUUGCCUAUUCCAUAUCGAAAAUUCACGAACUUGCUAUUUUUUUCUACAUGUUAUGUGCUUACUACUGGAUAGGGUCUUAAUAAUCAAAGUUUACAUCAUAUACAUUUCUA
This is a messenger RNA of Gossypium raimondii (Peruvian cotton), 985 nucleotides long. RefSeq names its product acireductone dioxygenase 2. Gene Ontology annotation, molecular function: acireductone dioxygenase [iron(II)-requiring] activity. The record is from RefSeq and is a predicted model, not a curated record. NCBI's taxonomy places the organism in Eukaryota, Viridiplantae, Streptophyta, Magnoliopsida, Malvales, Malvaceae. Bases 144 to 746 code for a protein of 200 amino acids. The transcript has 7 exons.